This is a messenger RNA of Acipenser ruthenus (sterlet), 4341 nucleotides long. RefSeq names its product kelch-like protein 31. The transcript has 3 exons. Gene Ontology annotation, molecular function: protein binding. Bases 329 to 2278 code for a protein of 649 amino acids. Gene Ontology annotation, cellular component: nucleus; cytoplasm. The record is from RefSeq and is a predicted model, not a curated record. Lineage: Eukaryota; Metazoa; Chordata; Actinopteri; Acipenseriformes; Acipenseridae.
GCUCUCCAGUUUCAGAACCCCUCAGUGUCUCUCUAAGUAGCCUCUGAAGCUCCUCACUCUCCCUCGGACCAGACAGACAGACAGACAGACAGAUACACUGCGCCCAGGGACGGACAGACAGACGCACAGAGACAGAGAGAGAGGCAUUAGAAACUCAGAGCAGUGUUCCCCCUUGCUCAGUCACUCCCUCCUAACUCCUCCCUCCCUCCUUUCUCAAUCUCUCGUUCCCUCCCUCACCUGCCUGCACCCGUACAACCACCCAGCCAGAGAACCACCCAGUCACCCAGCCAGAGAACCACCCAGCCAGCCACCCAGCCACCCAGCCACCAUGGCCCCCAAAAAGAAGAGUGCUCGUCAGCGGCAGCCCGUGUCGCUGGAGAAGCCUCUGCCCGUCUCUGGAGGGGUGCUGAUCGAGGAGACCCCGCUGGAGGUGGACCACCUGAACCUGCUGAACGGGCUGCGGGACUCGGGGUCCCCCUGCAGCUCCACGGAGAUGGUGCACCCCGAGCACGGCGCCGUCCUGCUGGAGGAGUUCAGCCGCAUGCGGCAGGAGCGUCUCCUCACUGACCUGGUGCUGGCCACCAAGACCAAGUCCUUCGACGUCCACAAGCUGGUCAUGGCCUCCUGCAGCCUGCACUUCCGGGAGCUGCUGAAGAGAGACCCCGGGGUGCAGAGGGUGGAGCUGGACUCCCUGUCCCCGCUCGGGCUGGCCAGCGUCAUCACCUACGCCUACAUGGGCAAAGUCAACCUGUCCCUGUACACCAUCGGCUGCACCGUGGCCACAGCCACCACCCUCCAGAUCCCACAGCUGGUGCAGAUGUGCAGCGACUUCCUGCUGCAGGAGAUGAGCGUGGAGAACUGCAUGUACAUCUCCAACAUCGCGGCGGCGUACGGGCUGAACGGAGCCGGGGAGGCGGCCCGCGGCUUCAUCCGGGCCUCCUUCAUGGAGUUCUCCCGGUCCGACCACUUCCUGCGGCUCACCCUGGAGCAGAUCCGCGAGCUGCUGAGCGAUGACGCCCUGCUGCUCCCCUCCGAGCUCGACGCCUUCCACAGCGCCCUCCGCUGGCUGGAGUUCGACCCGCCCCGGAGCCGCCACGCCGCCGAGCUGCUGAACCACGUGCGCUUCGGCACCAUCCCCGCCCAGGAGCUGGUGAGCCACGUGCAGCCCGUGCCGCGCAUGAUGCAGGACCCCGAGUGCCACCGGCUGCUCGUGGAGGCCAUGAACUACCACCUCCUGCCCUUCCAGCAGAACGGGCUGCAGUCACAGCGCACCAGGAGCAGGGCCGGCCGGUCCGCGCUGGUGGCCGUGGGGGGCCGGCCCUCGCUCACGGAGAAGGCCCUGAGCAGGGAGGUGCUCUGCAGGGACCCCGACUCCCUCGCGUGGCACAAGCUCUCCGAGAUGCCGGCCAAGAGCUUCAACCAGUGCGUGGCCGUGAUGGAUGGCUUCCUGUACGUGGCGGGCGGGGAGGAUCAGAACGACGCGCGCAACCAGGCCAAGCACGCCGUCAGCAACCUCUGCAGGUAUGACCCGCGCUUCAACACCUGGCUGCACCUGGCCAGCAUGCGCCAGCGCCGCACCCACUUCAGCCUGAGCGCCCUCGACGGGCAGCUGUUUGCAAUCGGGGGCCGCAGUGCCGAGGGGAUCCUGUCCACCGUCGAGUGCUACGUGCCGUCCAGCAAUGCCUGGCAGCCACGGGCGGUCAUGGAGAUGCCACGGUGCUGCCACGCCUCGGCCACGGUCAACGGGACCAUCCUGGUGACCGGCGGCUACAUCAACAGCGCCUACUCCCGCACAGUGAGCCGCUACGACCCAACCACGGACAGCUGGGCGCGGGCCGCGGAUCUCAGCACCCCCCGUGGCUGGCACUGCGCUGCCUCCCUCGGGGACAGAGCCUACGUGGUGGGGGGCAGCCAGCUGGGGCCGCGGGGCGAGCGAGUGGACGUGCUGCCCGUGGAGAGCUUCAACCCGGCCACGGGCCAGUGGAGCUACGUGGCGCCCCUCCCCGUGGGGGUGAGCACGGCCGGCCUCACCUCCGUGGAGGGCAGGCUGUACCUGCUGGGGGGCUGGAACGAGAGUGAGAAGCGCUACAAGAAGAGCGUGCAGACCUUCGACCCCGCGCUCAACGAGUGGGGGGAGGACCACGAGCUGCCCGAGGCCACCGUCGGUGUGUCCUGCUGCACCCUGACCCUGCCACGCAGCGCCACGGCCACGCAGCGCCACGGAAACACAGAGUCCAGAGCUAGCAGCGCCGCGUCCUCCGAGCCAGCCCGCGUGUAACACGGGAGUGAGGAGUCUCACGGCUGGUUUCACAGACCCCCCCCACCCCAUCAGCACCGGUCUCGGGCUUAACAACAUGGAAACGCUCAAGCACAAUUCUCAGGUAGAACUAUAAGAAACUGAGUCAAGCAGACAAAAGCGUUUCUGCACUUUAGUUUCACCUGGUAGAAUUCUGAUUGAGCGUUUACCCCUGUUCAUUUAAAACACUCAAGAGCAAUCAUAAUAAUAAUCAUAAUAAUAAUAAUAAUAAUAAUAAUAAUAAUAAUAAUAAUAAUAAUAAUAAAAACUCGACUUGGGUCUGUGAAACCAGCCUGUUGCUGUAUGCCGUGAAAGAUGAGUGAAACCGGCCCACAGCAGGCUCUGGCAGUGCGACCUGGAAACAGAAGCACAGAGAAGCCGGAGACGCUGAGAAACCUCAGCAGGCGUCUCCGGGUGAUUUCUUUUAGUAUUCGUUUGUCUGUUUUUGAUAGAGUGUGAAUUAGGAAGAGCAUGAGAAGCACACGACUCAGACUAGACCAGGAGCCUGUAGCCUCUCAUCUCCAGCAGGGCUUCAGCAGCUCCCAGCGGCUCCUGGGAUUGGGGGGGGGGGGUUUGGUAACAGGAUGAAAAGAGAAACGAGGAUAAGCAAAAAAAAAAAAAAAAAAAAAAACACUGGUGGUUUAGUUCAAUGUUUUUAACAUUUUUUUUUUUAAUUUCUAAAAAGACAGCUGUAGGAUUUUCGUGUAGCUGACAAGAAAAGUGUAGUUUUCACUUGAAGCGAAUCCAUUUUUUAUUAUUAAAGGAGAAACAGAGAUAAAUUAUUAUAAAGAAAAAAUAAAGUUUCAUAUUUUAUAGAACUAAAGAUCUACCGCAACUAAAGAAAGAAAGGCUAGUAGAAAUGCAAACGAAGGAGAGAGAGAUGGAUUAGUGGAGCGAAGAGAUUUGAAGAAGAAUCAAGUUUUAAAACAUGCUGGAGACUCCCGAGACUCAGGGAAGAAACCCGUCACAAAACACCAUGAAGCGAGGAGGCAGGCACACAGCGAAACCCGUCACAAAACACCAUGAAGCGAGGAGGCAGGCACACAGCGAAACCCGUCACAAAACACCAUGAAGCGAGGAGGCAGGCACACAGCGAAACCCGUCACAAAACACCAUGAAGCGAGGAGGCAGGCACACAGCGAAACCCGUCACAAAACACCAUGAAGCGAGGAGGCAGGCACACAGCGAAACCCGUCACAAAACACCAUGAAGCGAGGAGGCAGGCACACAGCGGCCCUGCAUGGAUUAUUUCUGAUCUUCAUCACCGCGUCGCUGCAGCUGCUUCUCUCGGCGCGGAGCACCAAAAAAGGCAAAGCUGAGGAGAGCGAGUGAGAUCUGGAGACAGGUGUGAGGGGGGCGGGAGGAAGCAGAGUCAUGCCAGCCAGGACAGCUGCUGCCUGCCCUGAGCCAGACACUGAGAGCACGGGUGCGAGGGGGCUUACUGGAGCAAAGAGGAAAAACAAGCGUUUCUGAAAAGAGUUACCGAGCACAGCCAGUAUGAUUUAAAAAGUUAGAAAAAGAGGGUAACAGCCUUCGUUUAUUCUAAAGUAUUCAGCUCAGGUUAAUACAUUACAGAACAUAUUCUCCAAUAGAAAUGCACGAGGGCUGGACACACAAGACAGUGAAUCUGAUGCACGAGGGAUGGACACACAGGACAGUGAAUCUGAUGCACGAGGGCUGGACACACAGGACAGUGAAUCUGAUGCACGAGGGCUGGACACACAGGACAGUGAAUCUGAUGCACGAGGGCUGGACACACAGGACAGUGAAUCGAAUGCACGAGGGAUGGACACACAGGACAGUGAAUCUGAUGCACGAGGGAUGGACACACAGGACAGUGAAUCUGAUGCACGAGGGUUGGACACCUCACACAGGACACUGCAAGGAGGGUUUGGUUUAGUUUGAUUGUCCAAAGGGACAAAGUAAGAACUUGGACACACGCGGGUAUUAACCCUUUAAUGCAUGAAGUACUGAAAAUAGUUAAAAAAUAAAUAAAUAAAUAAAUAAAUAAAUAAAAAGUUCUGAGGUAGUUCUGGACACAGAUA